Messenger RNA from Physella acuta, 629 nucleotides. RefSeq names its product mediator of RNA polymerase II transcription subunit 10. Gene Ontology annotation, biological process: regulation of transcription by RNA polymerase II. Gene Ontology annotation, molecular function: transcription coregulator activity. Gene Ontology annotation, cellular component: mediator complex. The record is from RefSeq and is a predicted model, not a curated record. Lineage: Eukaryota; Metazoa; Mollusca; Gastropoda; Physidae.
UCUAAAUCUAAAAGCUGGAUUUUAACAAAAACAGAUGCAAGACAAAAUAAAAUGGCUGAAAAGUUCGAAGCUUUAGAACAGCAACUUGAAUUGUUUAUUGAAAAUACACGGCAAAUGGGUAUAAUGGUUGGUGACUUUCAACCACAAGGGCAGACUGUUUUAAAUCAAAAAAUACAAACCAUGGUAACAGAAAUGAAUGAGAUUGACAAACUUCGUACUCAAAUUCUGGAUGUACAAGUACCCCUUGAAGUAUUUGACUAUAUUGAUCAGGGUAGAAAUCCUAACCUUUACACCAAAGACUGCUUAGAAAAAGCUUUGGCCAAAAAUGAGCAAGUAAAGGGAAAAACUGAUAAUUUGAAGAGGUUUAAAGCUAUGCUGCUGCUUGAAUUGUCUAAAGUGUUUCCAUCUGAAAUGGAUAUGUACAGAGCUUUAAAGCAAGGCAGGGGCCCAACAUAACUUUCAAGCAUUCAGAAAUUAUACUCAUGUUUAUAAAACUUGAUAUUUCCUGACAACCUUUGGAGAAUUCAGUGAAGUUACUUGACCAGAAGGUUUGAGUGAACAUUCACUCCCUAAUAAACACAAUAUGGACUCUGGUAUGGUUAUUUCUACUCAUGUCCCAUGCAUUCUUU